Messenger RNA from Cygnus olor (mute swan), 2535 nucleotides. It is a transcript of the gene SLC46A3, whose product is annotated as solute carrier family 46 member 3. Gene Ontology annotation, cellular component: lysosomal membrane. Bases 234 to 1628 code for a protein of 464 amino acids. The record is from RefSeq and is a predicted model, not a curated record. Gene Ontology annotation, molecular function: transmembrane transporter activity. Gene Ontology annotation, biological process: vacuolar transmembrane transport. Lineage: Eukaryota; Metazoa; Chordata; Aves; Anseriformes; Anatidae. The transcript has 6 exons.
GGCGGAGGGACGAGGCCGCCCCCGCCGGCCCGCCUCUCGGUGUCGGGCAGCGCCGGCACAGCGGGCCGCGGGGCCGGGGAGCAGCGCCGGAGGGCAGGGGGCGGCCGGCUGAGGGGAGCCGCCGAGCCGGGAGGCACCCGAGGCGGGCAGGUGCACCGGCCGCAGGCCGAGGGGCUCUUGAAGGGAGAUAAAAUUACCGGGUGCUGCUCGAGAUUUAAAAGCCGAAUCCCGAAAUGAGGAAGGUUUUCUUCGUGGAGCCGGUCAUUUUCAUCUACAUGUUUGCUUCCUACUUGACUAGCCCGGUGGUGCAGCAGUUUAUUUACCGGAGGCUGUGGGAAGAGGAGUACAAUUCCACUUUCAUUAGCAGUAGUAAUACUAGUUACUGCGAGCAAAACAAAAGUAGCCCAGCUUAUAUCAAGCAGAAGGGAGUUCAAGAAAAGACUUCUCUAUUUAAUAUGCAGCUGGACUUAACUGGGGCAGUUCCCAGCCUCAUAGUUGCCUUUAUCAUUGUAGCUAACAGCGAUCGCCAGGGACGAAAAAGAUCUUUAGUUUUACCAUCAAUGGGAGCUUUGAUUGCAGAUAUUUUCCGGACUUUAAUAUCAUAUUUUUCCUUGUCACUCUCUAUCCUAUUCGCGGUUACGUUUAUUUCUGGACUGUUUGGGAGUAUGGCAACUUUUCUUGGAGGAGGCUUCGCUUACAUAGCAGAUCUGUGUCAUGAUGAGAAGCAGAAAACAACGCGAAUAGCUGUGGUCGACUUGAUUUUUGGAGUUGUAUCCGGAUUGGCAGGACUGUCUUCUGGCUACAUUUUAAGAGAAAUAGGCUUUAUGUGGACAUUUGUGACAGCAUCUCUGCUUCAUGUUGUUAAUAUUAUCUAUAUUAUAUUUUUUCUGGAAGACACAGUAAGCAUAUCUGAAACCCAGCAACAGGCACAAGUAUCUUAUAAAGAACUUCUAAAAGAAACAUUUUCUGGAGUGUACAUGCUUUUUAAAACUGCCCCUUCUAAAAAGAGAAUUUUAAUAAUUGUGUUACUUUUUACAUUUAUGACUUACUUGUUUACCGUGUUUGGUGGGAGUUCACUUUUUACACUGUAUGAACUGGAUGAGCCACUCUGCUGGAAUGAAGUAUACAUUGGAUAUGGAGCAGCUGCAUUCACUUCUGUCUCUCUGACCAGUUUUUUAGGAGUUUACUUUUUUUCAAAAUGUCUCAAAGACAUUUAUAUUGUAUUUAUUGGGAUAUUUUCUUACAUUGGAGGAAUAAUCAUGGCUGCCUUUGCCAAAACGACCCUGCUCAUGUUUCUAGUAAGAGUGCCAUCUUUACUCUGCCUUAUGCCUGUUCCUGUUCUCCGAUCCAUGCUGUCAAAAGUGGUUCUCGCCAGCGAACAGGGUGCUGUGUUUGCUUGUAUUGCCUGUUUAGAAGUUGUGACCGGCACUAUUUCACUUUCAGUUUUUAAUGUUCUCUAUGCAGCUACCGUUGCAUGGUUUUCAGGCUUUAGCUUCCUCUUAUCAGCAGGCCUUUGUCUAAUUCCACUGAGUGCACUGUGCUGGCUUCUGUGCACAAGCUGGAAUGGGGAGGACUUGGCUCUGCUUGUACCUGACGAAGUAUCCAGCAUAGACAGUGUUGAUAGUUGAACAAAGGAUUCAGCUACCUGACUUAUCUGACAUGCAGUGGCAGAGACCACGUCAUAUCGAGACCACAGAGAUAACACAAAAGUUGCAGAUGAAAUCUACAACUGGCACUGAAUUGGUAGCACUCUAUAUCCAGUCUCUUUUUUUAGCACUUGAAUAAACAAUCUCCUGUACCUAACUGUGCAAGUAGGCUGGCAAUGGAGAUUUUCAUGCUGCUUUCAGCAUGGAGAAAAAGUAAGGUAGGCUGAUACUCUUCUGCCACUUACCCUUUCUCACGUUUGAAAACGUCAGCUGGGGAUUGUGAUACAUCUUGUGUCAUUCUAAGUGGGGUGACAGAGAUAAGUUUAUCAGCCCCUUAGCCAGAGGGUGUUGGCAGUUCUCCUGAAGCUGCUGGAGCUCGUGCCAGCUGUGCGCGCAGUCCACUGUGUACAUCUGAAAAGGUCUGUCUUAACUGUGGAAGCCCACAAAACUGUCUAAAAUUACUAAACCUAAAGGUACUUUUUUUCAGAAAGCAAACAAACUGGAAGCGGUACUUGUACCUGCUGUAAGGGGACUUACUGCUCUGCAGUUAGCAAAGAACGUUUGUGCAAGUUUAAUGUAUGAUGUGUGGACCUUGCCUGUGACUUAGUUCUUAAAAUGGAUUUUCACGCAGAACUGUCAUACUUAGAAAAUUUCCAGCUUGCGGAGUGUGAAGUUAGGCCUAUGCCUACAUUUUACAGAGGGCAUAUUGCACGUUUAUUUUUAGAUUAUAAAUUUCUCAUUGUUUUUAUAUAUUAGGGACUAUGUACAGACACCUCUAUUUUUUUGUCUCAUAGAUGUUUUCCAGCUAAGCUGGCCUUACUGAAGUUUCAUUUUUUUUUUCCUUGUGAAAGGGUGUAAUAACAUUAUUUUCAGAAGAUCUUUGAUUAUU